This is a messenger RNA of Eucalyptus grandis, 1005 nucleotides long. Its product is annotated as E3 ubiquitin-protein ligase RHA1B. The record is from RefSeq and is a predicted model, not a curated record. The coding region runs from base 210 to 716 and encodes 168 amino acids. Gene Ontology annotation, biological process: protein ubiquitination. NCBI's taxonomy places the organism in Eukaryota, Viridiplantae, Streptophyta, Magnoliopsida, Myrtales, Myrtaceae. The transcript has a single exon. Gene Ontology annotation, molecular function: ubiquitin protein ligase activity.
CUCCAUCUCUCUCUCCUAUAUAUCUCUCUCUUCUUCCACUCUCUCUCCCUCUCUCUCUCUCUCUCUCUCACCUCCAUCAAGAACGCAACCAGAAAAACCAGAAACCCAAACUACCCAGCAAGAACUCACUCAUUCACUCGAUCCACCAAUCCCACCAUCUCAGAUUCCUCUCCCUCCCCCAUUUUCGGCUCCAAUUUCGGAUCUUUUUCAUGGGUUUCCCAGUGUGCUACAGCGAGCUCCUCCUCCCGAAGCUCCUCCUCGACACCCUCUCCAUCUUCACCGUCCUCCGCCGCCUCAUCUCCGCCCUCCUCGGCCUCGCCGGCCUCUCCGGCUUCCUCGACCCGGACCCCCACCACCUCGACCCGGUGUCCCGCCCCCCGCCGGAGCCGGCGCCGUCCGUGUCGGCGGCCCUGAUGCGGGAGAUCCUGCCGGUGGUCCGGUUCGCCGACCUGGCGGACCCCCCGGAGAGCUGCGCCGUCUGCCUGUACGACUUCGACGGGGAGGACGAGACCCGGCGGCUGGCGAACUGCAGCCACGUCUUCCACCGGGGCUGCCUGGACCGCUGGAUGGGAUACGACCAGAUGACGUGCCCGCUCUGCCGGACGACGCUGGUGCCCGACGACGUGGUCGGCGCCAUCAACGAGCGGCUCUGGGCGGCGUCGUUCGUGCCGGAGUUCCACGGAUUCGAAGAGUACGCUCACGUCACUGGCUUAUAGCAAUAGAAAAAGGAAGGCCAAGUUUUGAUUUUUAUUUUCAGGAAGUCUCUGGUGCUUCUUUUUUUUUUUUUUUUUUUUUUUUUUUGGGGGGUGGAUGGGUUGGUUUGAUCUUUGUAGAUAGAGGGAAAAUCGAUCGACCCCAAAAGGGUAAAAAAAAAAAAGAAAUGAAAUGAAAUUGGUACGAUUUUUGUAUAUUUUCAGUUGCGGAAAUUGAUCAAACUUGGCACCGCAUUUUGAGCCAUGAUAUCAAAUGGCGUUGCAAUAAAUUCCCAUGCUAAUACUUGAUUAA